Molecule: messenger RNA, 1593 nt
Organism: Aureobasidium uvarum
Lineage: Eukaryota; Fungi; Ascomycota; Dothideomycetes; Dothideales; Saccotheciaceae
Source: the annotation of a GenBank genome assembly
AUGUCGAGACAUCCAGAAGCUAUGAGGCUUCUAGAAGCCCAGCUCUCACCAUCCGACAACCUGGACUGGGUCAUUUACGAGCAGCCCGUCGUUGCAUUGUUUUCAAAAACAGGCAACCCAGCAUAUACCGAUUACGAUCGGGAGCAUCUAGGGCACCCUUCGGCCGACACUAAUGGCCUCAAACUUUGGAUCGCCCACAACGAUGAGGCGAAAAAGCUCCUUGUGGUGCUCACGCAAGAGAUUCGUUUGGUUAGGCGAAGACAACCUCGCAUGUUAUACAUGCUCGUGCCUGUUGAGUCUCUGGACAUCGAGACUGUUGGUCCCGCCUCUUGGGCCAUGGCAGAUGGCGUUGUGCCAUUGCACGUCGUCAAUACAUCAGAACAUGCCACAGUGGACCCGUCACAUCCACUUGUGCGCACAUCCUUCUCGCUUGCCGCCAAGUCCUCGGUUCUUAUGCCCAGCUUGCCGUUCUCUGGUCAAAUAUUGCCAGAAGCCAUGAGCUUGCUGCGCAAGUUCAAGAUCCUCUCCGAAGCAUCUCGCUUCGACCUUUUUGUCACCUACAAACCCUCGCCCCUUCAUGGCUUUCUUCGGGUCACGACCAUUCUUGAGAAUACCUCCGUGACGGGCUUCAGCGUCAAAUACACCGACUUCUACUCCGAAGGGAGACAUGCGGUCGUAGACGCAUGGGAGGCGCAAGGCUGGUGCCCUGCCGAUGAAGAAGGCAGCGGUCAAGGGGUCAAGCGCAAGCAUGACGAGAUUUCAGGGGGUGGGUCCCUACCACCACCCUAUAGAAACCCAGAGUCAGGGGCUGCGGCUGGGUCUGGGCCAGCGACAUCACCGGGUCUCAUACCGACAUCUCCUUUCGACAUGGCCAUGAUCGUUUUCGAAGAAGAUCGUGAGUCUGGACAGCAGUCCGAGCAUGAGUCGCCGUUGUCUGGAGUGUACCCUCGAGGUCGCUCAAUCUCGCCUCCAACAGUGGUUGCCACACCCAUACCACUGUCGCCGAACUUCGAGUUCAGCGCUCUCGCUCCUAGUGAGCCACCACCAGACUACGACCCUCCAAUGGCACCAACUGCGGCUGGUCACCGCAUCGUGUUGGUGAGAUGGUUGGUCGUUCUUUUGCGCCUGUACCCAGACAUGCACUAUAUAUGUGCAAGGGAGUUGCUUGCGCUUGGAAUGGCGGCGAGGAUGGGAGAUUCAAGGNGGGUGAGGGCUGCGAGGGCCAAAUGCAUGGCCACAAUUCUCGGUCGGCAGGCAGAGAGUAAGAUCUCGCCAGCAAGGAACGAUGUGGAGGAUUUGGUGGGUUGGCUCCUUGUGCUGGACCCAGAGGGUGGAGAUCUGGCGUUCUUGACGCAGAUCACGGAGAUGGCUCAGGCUUGGGGACGUGAAAGGGGCGCCGGCCUAGGGCCAACCCCUCGUUCGUCAGAUGGAGCGUUGUUUAAGGAGCCUGGCUCUUUUUCUUUGAACGUUGUGGAUUUGGCUCUCUGCAAGGCAGGCCUCAUCAUUGAUGCCACCAUGAAGUACGGCAGUGUUUGGGAGGGCAAGGGAGGCUUGUUGAAAGUUUUGAUGGACGUUGAGCUGCAGUACAGAUAA